GUCUGCCUUCAGUUCGACAGCGCUGUCCAUCUUCGCCAGGUGCAGUUCCUCUCUCACCAGAGUAAGAUAGCAACCAAGAUCGAGCUCUUUACUGGGCUCACGCCACCCUCGGGGCAAACUUCGGUGGAGGCCGUGCAGUUCAAGCGGUUGGGCUAUCUCUCCCUGGACAGCAACGAGCGCUCUCAGUUCCAGGCGCGUGAACUGAAGAGCGUCUACGUGGACGUGGUGGCGCAGUUUCUGAGGAUUCUUUUUCACAAGUGCCACAUCAACCGCUACAAUGCUUUGAACCAAGUCGGGCUGAUCGCUCUUAGCUGCCUUGGGGAGGUUGUGCCUCCUGCAGACAUGCCUGCUCCAGCUGCGGCUCCGGCUCCUCCGAAACCCGCUGCUGCAGCUGCAGCACCGCCGAAGGUGCCAGCAGCAGAAGUCAAAAAGCCACCAGCUGUGGCUGCCCCGGCUCCGGCUGCCGUGCCACCAGCUCCACAACCUGCUGUGGAGCCACCGCCUGCAGCUCCAACACCAAGACCACAGCCGACAAUUUCAAAGGUCGUCAGUGACCUCGCCGACUUAGAAGAGGCCAAGUACGACGCCAAGACGCUGGAUCGGCUCAGGAACUUGGUGCUGGAAAAGCAGCAGUGCGUUGAAACAGAGGACUAUGGGGGAGCAAAGAGGUGCAAGGAUGCAAUCCUGAUGCUGAAGCAGAAGGGUCUCCAGAUCUGUCAACUGGAGGAGCGGAAGCGGGCUGCCGUCGAGAACGAGGAGUAUGACGUGGCAAAGUCCCUGAAGGUGGAGAUUGACAGGUUGCGCGCGGAGUGCGAGCGGGCUGGCGAGGAGAAGGAGGAGCCCGCGGUGCAGCCUCCGCAG
Messenger RNA from Symbiodinium pilosum, 861 nucleotides. NCBI's taxonomy places the organism in Eukaryota, Dinophyceae, Suessiales, Symbiodiniaceae. The record is from the annotation of a GenBank genome assembly.